Gymnogyps californianus (California condor) is the source of this 1972-nucleotide messenger RNA. It is a transcript of the gene NONO, whose product is annotated as non-POU domain containing octamer binding. Gene Ontology annotation, molecular function: RNA binding. Bases 33 to 1316 code for a protein of 427 amino acids. The record is from RefSeq and is a predicted model, not a curated record. The transcript is spliced from 11 exons. Lineage: Eukaryota; Metazoa; Chordata; Aves; Accipitriformes; Cathartidae. Gene Ontology annotation, biological process: regulation of DNA-templated transcription. Gene Ontology annotation, cellular component: nucleus.
GGCAUCUGGAGAACGAGGGGGAGGUGGGGAAGAUGCAAGGCAACAAGGGCUUCAACAUGGAGAAGCAGAACCACGCUCCGCGGAAACAGCACCAACACCAGCAGCACCCGCCGCCGUCCAUCCCCGCCAACGGGCAGCAGGCCAACAGUCAGAAGCAGCUGUGUACCUUAUUCCCCUCAGAUGAAGGCCUGACUAUUGACCUGAAGAAUUUCCGGAAACCUGGUGAAAAGACCUUCACCCAAAGAAGCCGCCUGUUUGUGGGGAAUCUGCCCCCAGAUAUUACAGAGGAAGAGAUGAGAAAGUUAUUUGAGAAGUAUGGCAAGGCAGGUGAAGUCUUCAUACACAAGGACAAAGGCUUUGGCUUUAUCAGGCUGGAAACUCGUACUCUGGCAGAGAUUGCAAAGGUGGAACUAGACAACAUGCCUCUACGUGGGAAGCAGCUAAGAGUGCGUUUUGCAUGCCACAGCGCAUCGCUGACAGUCAGGAACCUGCCUCAGUUUGUGUCCAAUGAGCUCCUGGAGGAAGCCUUCUCAGUGUUUGGCCAGGUGGAAAGGGCUGUGGUUAUUGUGGAUGACAGAGGACGAUCCUCUGGGAAAGGCAUUGUGGAGUUCUCAGGGAAGCCUGCUGCUAGGAAAGCCCUGGAUAGAUGUAGUGAUGGGUCUUUCCUGCUAACUACAUUCCCUCGGCCUGUCACUGUGGAGCCCAUGGAUCAGUAUGAUGAUGAGGAGGGACUACCAGAGAAACUAGUCAUCAAAAACCAGCAAUAUCACAAGGAGCGUGAGCAGCCUCCUCGAUUUGCACAGCCUGGCAGCUUUGAGUAUGAAUAUGCCAUGCGUUGGAAGGCUCUAAUAGAAAUGGAGAAGCAGCAGCAAGAACAAGUAGACCGCAACAUCAAGGAAGCUCGAGAGAAGCUGGAAAUGGAAAUGGAAGCAGCUCGCCACGAGCACCAAGUUAUGCUCAUGCGGCAAGAUUUAAUGAGACGCCAGGAAGAGCUGAGGAGAAUGGAGGAAUUGCAUAACCAAGAAGUACAAAAACGUAAACAGUUGGAACUCAGGCAAGAGGAAGAACGCAGGCGCCGUGAGGAGGAAAUGAGAAGGCAGCAAGAAGAGAUGAUGAGACGCCAGCAGGAAGGCUUUAAAGGGAAUUUUGCUGAUGCGAGGGAGCCACCAGACAUGCGAAUGGGACAGAUGGGUAUGGGAGGUACCAUUGGCAUGAACAAUAGAGGAGCUAUGGGUGGUACCAAUGUCCCAGCUGCUGCACCUCCUGCAACUGGUCCUGGAGCUAUGAUACCUGAUGGAGCCAUGGGAAUGUUUUAAACUUUACUGCAGAGCUUUACAAUAGACCACGGCUUCUGUGCCAUCUGUCAUUCCUCUCUGUCAUACAGAGGAUUGAUCCUCUCACAGUGUCAGCGCUUCCAGUCAGUAGCAGAAACAGCAGACGUCAUAGUCAAGCUUGUCCUGAAAGUUCAUCUUCCUUUAGCAGUUUAUAUCAAUUGGUCUAAUAAACAAUUUUCCUGCAAACCUUCCUACUUAGACUUCUUGAUCUGUCGUGACUGCUACAUCAUGGAAAUUUUUUUGUCAUAAAGAACAGUUUUAUUUGGCUAUAAGCUUUUGUACUUAAGUGGUAGGGACAGUGGAGUGGCUGAGGUUAAGGGAAUGCAUAGUACACAAGGAAAUUAAGGGGGAAGAUGAAGAGAGGAAUGGAAAGGGGAGGUGAGUUGAGAUCAAUAUGGUGAAAUAAUACCAUUUAGACAAAAAAGCAAUAAGCUGUUCCUCUAAUGGCCAGAAAUAUGUAUAGUCUUUUUGAAAACUGUUUAUGCUGGCCAUGUGCUUGGUUUUAGGAGUUACUGGGCCCAUGUAUUCCAGCUUUUUAUUCAUGUAGGGAGCAGUUACUUUGCAUGUUUGCUCCAGCUGCUUGAAGUUAUUGCAGUGUCCUUCCCUGUGAUGUGUCCUACAGGAAAAGUUCAUGAUUG